AGACGAGGUGUGUUCAAUUCACGGAGUCCUUCAUAUUCCAUGGUGCCAUUCGGAGUUUGGUUGCUUGCGAGCCUGGGCGCUGCUGUGCGGCCCAGCAGCAUAGAUGUGUCGGGUGACCACCUGGUGCAGCGUCUGUGGCCACGGCCCCGGCACGUGGAGCCCUUGGGCCUGGGGCCAGUGGCCGUGGACCACGAGAGGCACCAGUUCCAGGCAGUGGGCUGUGGCUCAUCCCCUCUGGCCGGGUGCCACGUGCUGAGCUCCGCCUUCAAGAGGUACAAAGUUUUGUUCUUCCCCCAUCAUGCGGACCUCGACAGCUACUCAUUGCUUGAGACGGGCUCCAACAGCAGCCACUUGCGGGCGAGACGGCGGCAGCUCAGGGACGUGAGCAUCACCAAGGUGCAGGUCGAGGACCUGGCGGCGGAGCUGAGCUUAGGGGUGGAUGAGUCCUACGACUUGGAGGUCUCCGAAGAAGGAGUGGUGAUCUCCUCUGAGACGACCUGGGGCGCGCUGAGGGCUUUGGAGAGCCUCUCCCAGCUCAUUGACUUCAACUUUACGGAGGAGAGCUACUUUGUCGAGUCGCCCUGCCGGAUCCAGGACUCCCCUCGCUUCCCACACCGGGGAUUGCUGAUCGACACGGCCCGGCACUUUCUCACAGUGCCGCGCCUGAAGAGGACCAUCACGGCCAUGUCCUUCGCCAAGCUCAACGUCCUCCACUGGCACCUCACAGAGGACGAGUCCUUUUCGAUGCCCAGCCGCUCCCACCCCGAGCUGGCCGAGAAGGGCGCUUGGAGUGCCACUGAGAGGUACACGUGGAAGGACGUCAAGGACGUAGUCGACUUCGCCUACCUCAGGGGCAUCCGUGUGAUUCCGGAGUUUGACAUGCCCGGCCAUGUGAGCUCUUGGAGCAAGUCCCACCCCGAGCUCUUCGACGCCGCCUGCCUGGCACGGAGCCGGCGCCUCGCCUUCAAGCCCACCCAGGAGACCUUCGACUUCUUGGAGGGUUUGCUGCGAGAGUGGACCUCCGGGAUUUUCCGAGACGGCUAUUUGCACUUAGGUAGCGAUGAGGUGCCCAUGGAAUGCUGGGCUCACUUGGAGGUCACGGACGAGCGAGGCCGCAGCGUUAGAGGCCCCCAUCGCCUUUUCUCGCUCUUCGUGGGCGCCAUCUUUCAGAGGGCCAAAAAGCUGAACCGCCAGGCCAUUUUCUGGGACGAGGCCUUCUCAUCGGCCUCGCUGCCAGAGGAUGCUGUGAUCCAGGUCUGGCGAGACAAGAACCUGGUCCGUCAGGUGGUGAACGCUGGACACCGGGCAGUGCUCUCUUGGGGCUGGUAUCUGGAUCAUUUGCAGGAAGGCUGGAAAGGAAUGUACCAGAACGACCCCACCUCUGGCGUCCCGAACGAUCAGCACCAUCUGGUCUUGGGAGGCCUCAGCUCGAAGCUCGAAGGCGAAGCGUGCAUGUGGGGCGAGACGGUGGAUGGCUCCGACCAGGGCAACACGCUGUGGCCGCGCUUGGCGGCGGUGGCAGAGCGUCUGUGGAGCCGCAGGGAGGUGACGCUCACCGCAGAGGCUGCGCGGCCGCGCCUGGAGACCUUCAGGUGUUUGCUGCUGCAGAGGGGCGUGGAGGCUGCUCCUGUCAGCGGGACUGGCCGCAGCGCGCCGCCCGGGCCAGGUGCCUGCACGCAGCGUGCCGGAAAUUGGGGCCUACUGGCUUGAUGCCGCGGCCCGCGGCCCGGGUUGCCAUGAGCUCCCUGAGUACGCGCCAGCGCGCGAGGAAGAGGCAA
Effrenium voratum is the source of this 1778-nucleotide messenger RNA. The record is from the annotation of a GenBank genome assembly. NCBI's taxonomy places the organism in Eukaryota, Dinophyceae, Suessiales, Symbiodiniaceae.